Cololabis saira (Pacific saury) is the source of this 3478-nucleotide messenger RNA. It is a transcript of the gene crot, whose product is annotated as carnitine O-octanoyltransferase. Gene Ontology annotation, cellular component: peroxisome. The transcript is spliced from 17 exons. Gene Ontology annotation, molecular function: carnitine O-octanoyltransferase activity. NCBI's taxonomy places the organism in Eukaryota, Metazoa, Chordata, Actinopteri, Beloniformes, Belonidae. Bases 132 to 1970 code for a protein of 612 amino acids. The record is from RefSeq and is a predicted model, not a curated record.
AGCUGCAGCUGCAGCUGCGACGCACUGCACGGUUCCUUCUUCCACCAGCUACAAACGCAGAUACCACUUUAUUUACGCAGUGCGCUGGUAUAAUAAACUACACACAAAGUAUCCCAACCAAGGCAGAAGAAAUGGAUAAUAAUUUAUCAGAGUCUGUGUCUGAGCGGACCUUUCAGUACCAAAGCAGUUUGCCUCCGCUGCCUGUCCCAUCACUGGAAAGCACCCUGAACAAGUACCUGGAUGCAGUUCGCCCAUUUGGAUCUGAGCAGGAAUGUGAAGCUACAGUAGCGAUUGUGAGGAAAUUCCAGGAGGGCAUUGGUCCAGAGCUCCAUCAGAAACUACUGCAGAGAGCCAAGAAAAAGAGGAACUGGUUGGAAGAAUGGUGGUUAGACACAGCGUACCUGGAGGUCCGCAUCCCUUCUCAGUUGAAUGUGAACUUCGGUGGCCCUGCACCUUACCUGGAGCACUACUGGCCACCUGCAGAGGGAACCUCUCUGCUGCGGGCCAGUAUAGCCACAUGGCACACGCUGCAGUACUGGAAACUAAUCCACACAGAGAGUAUGCCUCCACAGAAACAUGGCAAAACCCCAAUGGAUAUGGACCAGUUCAGAAUGCUCUUCUGUACCUGUAAAGUACCUGGAGUGAAGAAGGACACAAUUCGCAACUACUUCAAGACAAGAAGUGAGGGUCCGUGCCCUUCCCACGUGGUGGUGCUGUGUCGUGGACGGAUAUUUACAUUUGAUGCCCUUUGUGAUGGACAAAUCCUCACUCCUCCAGAAAUUCACAGGCAGCUGAGCUUUGUGAAAGAGUGCUGUGAGAGAGAGCCAGAGGGAGACGGAGUGGCUGCUCUUACCUCAGAGGAGCGGACUCGCUGGGCAAAGGCAAGAGAACAUCUAAUAAGCAUCGAUCCACACAAUGAGACAAUCCUGGAGACAAUUCAGAGCAGCCUGUUUGUCCUAUCACUGGAUGACACAAAACCCCACUCUUCCCCCGAGAACUACACAAAUCUGACUUCAGAAGCCCUAAAAGGCAACCCAAUCAUCCGCUGGGGGGACAAAUCAUACAAUUCAAUCGUGUUCUCAAAUGGCACUUUUGGAUCCACUUGUGAUCAUUCCCCAUAUGAUGCUAUGGUGCUGGUGUCUUUGUGCUGGUAUAUUGACCAGAAGAUCAGCGCUACAGAGGGCAAAUGGAAGGGCUCAGACACAGUUAGGCAAAUACCCCCUCCUGAGGAGCUGUUAUUUACUGUGGAUGAAAAAGCCUGCAGUGACAUCAGUCAUGCCAAACAGCAGUUUCUGGAGUCGGCACAAAACCUUCAGAUUGUGUGCUACGCCUUCACAGCCUUUGGAAAAACAGCCAUCAAGCAGAAGAAACUGCAUCCAGACACGUUUGUUCAACUGGCAAUGCAGCUUGCCUUCUACAAACUCCACAAGAAGCCAGGAAGCUGUUAUGAGACAGCGAUGACACGCAGGUUCUAUCAUGGCAGAACAGAGACCAUGCGACCCUGCUCGCAGGAGGCUGUGGACGGGUGCAAAGCCAUGGUGGACCCCAUGUGUGAUAUGAAUGCAAGGAAAAAAGCUCUGCAGCUGGCCUUUAAUAAGCACAACAAACUGAUGUCUGAGGCUCAAGAGGGAAACGGUUUUGACAGGCAUCUUCUCGGGCUGUAUCUCAUUGCCAGAGAAGAGGGACGUCCCACUCCAGAGCUGUUCACUGAUCCCCUCUACGCAAGAAGUGGUGGCGGUGGAAACUUUGUGUUGUCGUCCAGUCUGGUGGGCUACACCACAGUUUUGGGGGCAGUGGCGCCGAUGGUGCCACAUGGUUACGGCUUCUUUUACCGCAUCAGAGAUGACAGGAUUGUGAUCUCCAUCACAGCUUGGAAAUCUUGCCAUGAAACAGAUGCUGCAUCGCUGUUUAAUCAUUUCUCUAGCUCCAUGCACGAGAUGCUCCAUCUGUUCACCAUGUCUCAGCUAUGAACACUUAAAACAGAGGGGGCUGUCUGCAUUUAUCUUUCACCUUUCUGUUCCUAAGUGAAUAUUAAUGCUCACGAAGUCCAAGACUGGACGUGUAUAGACAGCUAAAUUAGCACAAAUCAAUGCAAAAGUGCACAAUCUGUGCCACUGGUUUUAAAUUAGCUCUUUGUUUUGUUUUGUUAACCUAAACAAAAUGUGUUAAAUUUGUUAAAUUGUUCUUUUGUGUGUGUGAAUUAUGUCGAAUUGAUUUUAUUGAGUACAAAAAUUUAAUUCCAGACAGUAUUAAUCACAUUCAAGCUAAAUUCAGAAGUUUAUCUAGUGGAUAAAAACUAUUCAAAAGUAUACUUCUACAUGCUUGAUUGUUGGUCUUGAUUUUGUGAAAAGCUUUUCCACUAUAACUGUUAACUGCAAAUUAAAUGGAGAUCAGAUAUUUUGAAUUGAUCUCCCUGUUCAGGUGAAUUCUAUUGAAAUAUGCAACCUGAUCAGUUGUAUUUUCACGGUGCACUGCAUCUGAGCAAGUUAAUAGAUGAAGUGCUUGCUUGUCCAAAAAAAAAAAAAAAAUAAUAAUAAUUUUCUUUUACAUUUUUUUUUUUAAAUGAGCUUAAAGUCUGACUUAUAGUAUUAAACCCUGUUCAAAAAUCAAUAGAACUACCUAUUUAGAGUUUUUGUUCAUAACAAUGAUCAGUUUGUGUCUUAUAAUGUCCAGGAAUUCCACACAUUUGCCUUAUUUAUCUGUGACUAUACUGUACAAAUGAUAACUACCCUUUUCCAAAUGCUCAGUCAGCUAUACAGCUGCUGACCCUCAACUCAGCUCAAACACAUCAGCUCAACUGUGUUUUAACUGUGUUUGCCUUAAAGGUUAUUGCACAUUAAAACUUUGCUGUGUCAAAAGUCAAAAUUGUGUGUUUUCGGACAUUUGAGUCUGGCAUUUGUACACCACAGUGCUUAAAGCAGAAAUGCUCAAGCAGGGCAGCAUUUCACUCACAUUUCUUUGCAUUUAAAAGAAAAACAAGCUACGCAGACAUAUUUACAGAGUUUAAAGCUUAAUUUUUCCCUUUAUAGAAAAACUAGACCAACUUUGAAAGUAACGCUUUUAAAACUGGGUUGUUUUUAUAGUUUGUGGAGGUGCUGCACACACUAGUGGGUAAUUUCGGUAGCUCCAUAAGAACAAAUGAACUGUUGCUACUAUUUGUUGUAUUCACUGAACCGAAACCUUAUAAGUUUGGUUGACAUCUUAGAUGAAAGGCAGCUGAAUGCCCCUUUGGCUUUUUAAAAGAUGACUGCACUAACAUUUCCUUGAUGAAUAGAAAUUGCAACUUUCCUUCUCUUCCGUUCUUGAAGCCUUAUGAUGAAACCAUCCUCAAAGUUUUGUGUAAAUGUAAAAAUGUCACUAAGAUUGCACUAAUUGUUCACAUUGAGGAGAAAUGAUAGAGGAUUAUUUGUGUAAUGUGUUAUAAUGUAAUAUGUUCUGACUGAACGAACAAAUAAACAACAUAGAUUCAUAAACUGUA